Messenger RNA from Gossypium raimondii (Peruvian cotton), 1247 nucleotides. RefSeq lists its product as uncharacterized. The coding region runs from base 331 to 993 and encodes 220 amino acids. NCBI's taxonomy places the organism in Eukaryota, Viridiplantae, Streptophyta, Magnoliopsida, Malvales, Malvaceae. The transcript has 5 exons. Gene Ontology annotation, biological process: proteolysis. The record is from RefSeq and is a predicted model, not a curated record. Gene Ontology annotation, molecular function: pyroglutamyl-peptidase activity. Gene Ontology annotation, cellular component: cytosol.
UAUUGGGUUUUUUUUUGGUUUUACUUUUUCUCUCUUUCUUUUAAUCAAGUGGGAAUCUCUAACAUCAGCUUAACCAUUGUUUAUUUAAAUCAACUUUAUAUCAGAUAAGCUUGGUGGUUGAGUCAUUUCAUUUUUCUUUCUCUUGCCUUUUUCGUCAACAAUACCGGCCAGCAAAAUAAAACUUCUUUAUUCUUUUUUGGUCUUUUUUUUUCAUUUCACAUGUGACUUGUUCUAAUCUCUGCCCUUUGCUUUCCAGGUACUUAGGUAACUAAAUCAAAUUUUCAUGCGAUAAUAGAUUGUCACUAUCAUCCAAAAGUAGUUGAUUGAUUGAUGGGGUCCGAAGGGCCAGCAGCAGUAACUAUCCAUGUGACUGGUUUUAAGAAAUUCCAUGGAGUUUCAGAGAAUCCAACUGAAACAAUUGUCAGUAAUUUAAAAGAGUAUACAGAAAAGAAAGGUUUGCCAAAAGGUGUUAUUCUUGGCAGCUGUAGUGUUCUUGAGACUGCAGGUCAGGGAGCACUCCCUCAACUAUACCAGGCAUUGCAAUCUGCCUUAACCGGCAAGGAUUCUGAAUCUUCUUGUUCUGGGAGAAUUAUUUGGCUACAUUUUGGAGUCAAUAGUGGUGCAAGUAGAUUUGCUGUUGAGCGUCAAGCUGCGAAUGAAGCUACUUUCCGUUGCCCUGAUGAGAUGGGAUGGAAACCUCAGAAAGUACCCAUUAUUCCUGCAGAUGGUGGAAUUUCACGUGUAAGAGAGACUUCUCUUCCUGUUGAGGAGAUUACAAAGGCCUUAGCAAAGAAGGGAUUUGAGGUGAUGACCUCCGAUGAUGCAGGACGGUUUGUGUGCAAUUAUGUUUACUACCACUCCCUUCGCUUUGCCGAACAGAAUGGGAUCAAAUCUCUCUUUGUCCAUGUCCCUCUCUUCUUGACCAUAGAUGAGGAGACCCAAAUGAAAUUUGCCGCUUCCUUGUUGGAGGUACUUGCUUCUCUAUGUCAGUAACAUACUGCAUCCACUCAUCUUUAUGUCCAGAAAUUGAUAUGGUUGUACGGUUGUAUGUGAGGGGUGGAUGGAAGGAUGCAUGUUUGUUGAAAGUCUUUAAUAAAAGGAUAAGUGUAUGUGAAUGAAUAAAAACUGUAUUUCAGCACAUACACCUUAUGUAUUUUUUUUAUUUCUCUAAAAUGCUUCCUCUGCUGCUUGGAAAUUUCUUGAAUCUUCUUGUUAAUAUGUCAAUAAAUUCCUGUUUGCUUCUAUUA